AUGGAAGAACUAUUAGAAAAGGAUAUGAUAUGCCACUACAGUCGCAACUUAAAGAAGGCCAUGGUGAGAAACUCGUACCAUGGUGGAAGCUUGCAGAAAGAUCUAAAGCACAUUCAAAGACAACGAAAUCAACUGGUGCACUCGUGGGAAAUGAAAAAGCAGACGUUUGCGCAGCGUGCCAAAUGCACUAAGCUGCCCUCAUCGUGGCACAGCCAAGAUGACAAGGAGAAAAAGGAUUCAACAGAACAACUUUCUGAUAGGCUUGGGGGUAAAGAAAGUAGUGCUAUUCACAUAAAAUCUGACAGGGAUGUCCUGGGAAGAAAUGAGUUGGUAUCUCGGCAGAGUAUUGUUGACAAAGAGGUCUUCCGCAGGCUCAAAAGAAGCGACACACACCCAGCUAGCACGGCUCUAACAGUCAAGGAUAUUCAUUCAAAAAUGUCUUCUGAUAAUAACAGCUUGUCAGUUAACACCACUGACGUUCAAUGCCCUUCCCCGAGUAUUUCGAGAUUUAGUUACCAAUUGAACAACUUGCAUAUAAGUCCAGAAACAACCAUCGCAACGAGAAAUUCCAGCUCUUUGAGUCCGUGUCCUCCGAGACCCCCAAUACAGUAUUUACAGAAAAGACCACAGCACGCUGGCUCUUUGGAUCCCAAAGAACUGAACAAAGUCAUUUCCUCCUCUCCUCAUGAUGUUACACAACGUAAACGGGCAUCUACCUGGAAAGGGAAGCAAAAUAAACCCUCCACAGUCCUAGGAAUUCCACAAGGCGAUAGCGCGUCUGAGAAAUCGAAAUGGGUAAGUGAAACCUUAAGACUGUUGUGUCCACACGAGUCCGUUUAAGAAUUGUGAACGCGUAGAAACAUACGUUCAUAAACGGAUUCUGUCCACACGUUAAUGAUGUAAACAUACCAGUCUCUACAACUAGAGUAUUGUUAAACAGAAGAAUGUCAUUUUUGUGUAAACGCAUAUUAAGUUCUUGUGCAUUUUAACGAAUUCAGACGGACACGGCUUGUGUCGAUGAGUAAGCCCAAGUUAAAGGCUACGACGAAAGGUGAAGCUAUUAACACAAACCCUAGAUCUAAAACGGUGAGUUCAGCCAGGCCGCCGUAACAGUGCAACUUGAAAGGUAAUUGUUCUUUCAGUUGAGGCAAUUGUAAAACAACGUCCUUGGGACUUGAAAGGACCUCAAACCUUUCUGGUACAUGGGCCACAGGACCCCCAGAGACUCAGUGCUGGCUCGAUCGCAGGCUAAAAAAAUACAGAUAUGUACACAGCUAAUUCGUCUCUUACACAUUGAUGCUGAGAAAAUCCUUGAACCAGGUCGAUAUUUCGUAGGAGAUUUUUUAUUUCGAAAUUUAAGUCAUAAGUAGGACAAUGGACUGUGAGUUUAACGUCUUACUUUCCUCUUAAUUUUUGUUGCUUUUUAGGACCUCGAGGAAAAAAGUGAUGUUGCGAUUCAAGGAUUAACGACCUCCUCACGGAUGGCAGGAAUGCAUGAUCAUGAUUCGGCGGGUGCUCCAAAGUUGAGAAAAAUAUCAGUAAAAGAUCUGUUCUUUCCGAACUGA
Messenger RNA from Porites lobata, 1565 nucleotides. NCBI's taxonomy places the organism in Eukaryota, Metazoa, Cnidaria, Anthozoa, Scleractinia, Poritidae. The record is from the annotation of a GenBank genome assembly.